AUGGCUCCCAAGCGUGUUGCUGUUUCAUCUUCCUCCCGUCCUCAGAAGAGCUUCCUGAGCACGGUUUACGACGAGGCCACCAACCCUGAGAACGCGACCAUUGUCCGCAGCCUCCUGGUCUUCGGUGCCGGUGUCGCGUUCCUCCACAGCAGCCUCGGCGAGCUUCUGCUCCCGCCGUGA
Messenger RNA from Penicillium diatomitis, 180 nucleotides. RefSeq lists its product as uncharacterized. Gene Ontology annotation, cellular component: mitochondrial outer membrane translocase complex. The transcript has 2 exons. The record is from RefSeq and is a predicted model, not a curated record. NCBI's taxonomy places the organism in Eukaryota, Fungi, Ascomycota, Eurotiomycetes, Eurotiales, Aspergillaceae. Gene Ontology annotation, biological process: protein import into mitochondrial matrix. The coding region runs from base 1 to 180 and encodes 59 amino acids.